AUGCGGGCGCCACUCUGCCUGUUGCUGCUCGUCGCCCACGCCGUGGACAUGCUCCCCCUGAACCGAAGGAAGAAGCAAGUGGGCACUGGUCUGGGGGGCAACUGCACAGGCUGUGUCAUCUGCUCGGAGGAAAACGGCUGCUCCACCUGCCAGCAGAGACUCUUCCUGUUCAUCCGCCGGGAAGGUAUCCGCCAGUACGGCAAGUGUGUGCACGACUGUCCCUCCGGCUACUUCGGCGUCCGCGGGCAGGAGGUCAACAGGUGCAAAAAAUGCGGGGCCACGUGCGAGAGCUGCUUCAGCCAGGACUUCUGCAUCCAGUGCAAGAGGAGGUUUUUCCUGUACAAGGGGAAGUGUCUGCCCACCUGCCCGCUGGGCACCGUGGCCCAGCCCAGCACACGGGAGUGCCAGGAAGAAUGUGAGCUGGGCCCCUGGGGCAGCUGGAGCCCCUGCGUGCACAACGGCAAGACGUGCGGCUCGGCCUGGGGCCUGGAGACCCGGGUGCGGGAGGCUGGCAGGGCCGGGCGGGAGGAGGCGGCAAUCUGCCAGGUGCUGUCCGAGUCAAGGAAAUGUCCCAUCCAGAGGCCCUGCCCAGCAGAGAGGAACCCCAGCCAGAAGAAGGGCCGCAGAGACCGGCGUCCGCGUAAGGACAGGAGGCUGGACCGCACGCUGGACGUGAGGCCCCGCCCACCAGCCUGA
Messenger RNA from Neomonachus schauinslandi (Hawaiian monk seal), 696 nucleotides. RefSeq names its product R-spondin 4 (gene RSPO4). The coding region runs from base 1 to 696 and encodes 231 amino acids. The record is from RefSeq and is a predicted model, not a curated record. Lineage: Eukaryota; Metazoa; Chordata; Mammalia; Carnivora; Phocidae. The transcript is spliced from 5 exons.